Suillus subalutaceus is the source of this 786-nucleotide messenger RNA. RefSeq lists its product as uncharacterized. Gene Ontology annotation, biological process: multicellular organism development. Lineage: Eukaryota; Fungi; Basidiomycota; Agaricomycetes; Boletales; Suillaceae. The record is from RefSeq and is a predicted model, not a curated record. The coding region runs from base 202 to 426 and encodes 74 amino acids. The transcript has 4 exons.
CAAACUUGAGCCAAUAUGAACCUUUCCUCUCUUCAACAGACCACACCCACGUCCCCUUUUCACAUACCUUUCAACUUUUGCCGAUCUCAACGCUAGCUUACGGGUCGAACCGUGCACUGCCCCUUUUAUCAGCGUCCUCAACGAGUUCGCAUUAACCGCAUUUUCUCGCUUACACCCGAAUUGCUUGUUCUUACUUGAACUAUGGCCCCCCGAACAGAAUCGAAGAGCGUGUCUGAGAAACCCGCAAAAAAGACCAAGUCGUCCGGCUUAGGCGGGAGGAAAAAACUCAGCGCAUUUAACAAAUUCAUGCAAACUGAGAUGGCCCGGUUGAAGGAGGACGAACCUGACAUGUCCCACCAAGACAGGUUCAAAUUAGCAACGUCUAACUGGAAGAAAGCAAAAGAAAACCCCAGGGCUACUGCCUGAUUCCUAUAUCACCACAUCGCUACGAUCGAUUACUGCUUUGCGCUUUCCUCGUCCCUUGGCCUCCUGUUUACUUGUUGACGCUCGCUUCCGUCGUGCUAUAUCUUCACAUUUGACUGUUAAGCUGCGCAUUCCUUGCCGAGUAUUAUUCAUAUCGCCUGUCAUUCUUUCUGUAGCCCUCUUUCUGUGAUUUUUCUGUUCGGGGUUUUCGUUGUCAUUGUGCUUAGUGUUGCUACUAAUUUCAUCGUAUUCACGCUGCUAGUUGACUUUGCAUUGCAAUUAUUUUGUUGCUCUUCUGCGUCGGGUGCUUAUGUCUUCACCGCAUUGACAAGUGGCAAGGGGUAAUAACGUUUGGAGUAUUCA